ACGGUGUUUGUUCCCAGUCGUUAAAAUUGCUCGCGCAUAUCGUCGAACUUUUGUUGGUCUUCCCGGCUAUCCUGGUUAUCCGAGAUCUUUUUCGAUGCAAAAGUUGGGCAAUGACUUCAAAAAUCAAAAAGGAAUUUAAACACAAGGUUCUUAUCAUUGGAAGUGGUGUUAUUGGUCUGACCACUGCUUAUUUACUUCUGGAAAGAGGUUAUCAUGUGGUUAUCAUAGCAAAGGAUUUUCCUUCUAUUCGACGUUUACCCAAGAUUGCUUCAGAAGCCUCUGGAGCAUUUUGUGUUCCUCCUGAAGCUGUGGCUCAAGGUGUUGCAGAGGUACCACACAGUGACUCAAAAUCUGAGCAAAGAAUCUUGAAUGAAACUUUGAAGGAAUGGUCAGCAUAUGGGGGAGAAAGAUACACCUCACUUUGCAAAGAUUCAAGAAAUACAGGAGUGUACUUAAGAGAGUUGAUACUUCUUUCGCGAAAAACAAUUGACCCUAUUAUAUUGAAGCAGUACAAGCAAAUGAAAAGAUUUAGAAAUUCUAUGUCAUUGAUUAAAGAGAAAGGCUUGAGUGAUGAAAAUGGUCAGAUAAAAGAUGCCUUUUCUUUUCUUGUGCCAAUAAUUGAUCCACCAAAAUUUGGAGUAUGGCUUCUUGAAGAGUGCAAAAGGAAAGGGGCACACUUAAUCCAAGGUGCCAUUAGAGGACUACUGACAGAGCAGGCAGAUGCACUAAGAAUGACGUAUGGUGUUCAGUUUAUUGUGAACUGUUCAGGCUUAGGCUCAAUAGAGUUAGCUGGGGAUCAAGGAAUGUUUCCAGCAAGGGGGAUUCUCUUAAAGGUAAAAAACGAUGGCAGUUUAUUUCCUAAGAUUGAAUUUUGUGUGGAAGGGCAGCAUACCAGCUUUGGGUAUGAUGAAUCAGGACAAGAAAUUGUCGGUCGUCCAUAUCUUAUACCCAGAGGUGAAGAUUCACUGAUGUGUGGCUCAUUUUAUCAGCCAAACCGGUGGGACCACAGUGCAUCUAUUUCUGCUCCAUAUGUCCAAUCCAUGAUCAGACAAUGCAAGGAUCUUUGUCCAUGUCUGAAUUCACUGAGGGAUAGUGAUUUCCAGGUCACUGUCGGCAUUCGACCGGCAAGAAAACCUGGACUUAGACUAGAACAAGAUCCAAUAGAACCCUGUAUAUUUCAUAAUUAUGGCCAUUACAGGUGGGGAAUGACAUUAAACUGGGGAAGUGCCAGAGACAUUGUUUAUCUUAUUGAAAAUGAGGCAAAUAAGACCCAAAAUGCCAAAAGCAAAGGAAAAUCAGCUAUUGCAAAACUCUAGCUGGAGAGGUAGCCUGGAGAAAUCUUAACUUACAUGUAACUCUGGAAACAAAUUAUGUAUAAUGACACUAUUAUCAACCAAAACCUGCAUUAUAAAGCACAUGAGACAAUUAAAAUGAGCUGUUUUAACUGAGACCCAAAACCUGCACCAAUAUAUAGUGGACACUGCAAGAUAUUUCAUUGUAAAGUUUUCAUCUUUGAGGGAAACUGUUGAAGGAAAGUUAAAAUCUCAUUGUUAAAAAGAAAUUUUGAUGGCCUGUCGUAUUUUUGUUGAUCAGCCUUCACUAGGAUUUUUAGUCUAUCAUAUUUUUGUAAUAAUUAUGUGUUACAUAAUGUCCAGUGUGAAAACUAUUUUGAUAAGAGCCUUUCUUUUUAAAUAGCUAAUGAGACUUCAGCAGUAAGAAUUGUUUCAAUUUUGAAUUGAGAAGCCCCUAUUACUUGAAACAAAAAAAAUGGCAAAUGUAAGUUGGUUCACAGAUAAAUAUCCCUGCUCACUUUCUUUUGUACUCCCAGCCUGUAGCCAUUAUUUCCCAAUUGGUGUAAGUUUGCUUCUUGAAAGUAAAAAUCAUUAGAGUUUAGUUAUCAACUGAAUGUGUGAAGCAGGAAAAUAAAGUUAACACACUCUACCCCCAUUUUACCGUUGAUUCAAACAUGAAUUAAUAGCCUCAGUUUUUUAUUCUAUUUUGUUAACUGUUAACAGUAUUAUCAUUAUUGCCAUUUUUACUUUUAACGUAAAAGUUGUAGCUUUACUUCUUGGAGGGUUUUGUAGAAGUUUAUGGGUAUGACAAUAUUCUAUAAAGAUAAUUAUCUUUUUUUGCAGUCAUGGCAAAAAAUGACAAGUGGCCAAUUAUUUUUUAACAUUUUUUAUUAUUUAUUAUUAUUUGUCUUGCGCCUUUUCUAUAAAAUAUUCAAAAG
This is a messenger RNA of Stylophora pistillata, 2230 nucleotides long. RefSeq lists its product as uncharacterized. Gene Ontology annotation, biological process: D-amino acid catabolic process. The record is from RefSeq and is a predicted model, not a curated record. Gene Ontology annotation, molecular function: FAD binding; D-amino-acid oxidase activity. NCBI's taxonomy places the organism in Eukaryota, Metazoa, Cnidaria, Anthozoa, Scleractinia, Pocilloporidae. Gene Ontology annotation, cellular component: cytoplasm.